GCGUUGCCAUCCGUUUGUGAAAUGGAAAUGACCAGUUUUGCCGUUUGGCGUUUUUAGACUCAAGUCACUCGGUCGUAUUUUUCUGGAAAACCCCAUUUGACCAUGUCCCUCCCCAAAUGCAUCUACACCCUCCGCCUUUCCCACCACUUCUCCACCGCCACGAAAACCGCCUCCGCCGUAAGGCUCCCCAAACUCUCCAAUGUCCCCACCAGAUACAAGUCGGAAACCAUCAAGCAAGCCCAGCAGGCCCUCACCGACUACCUCCACGCAACCAGAUCCUUGUCCUUCCCCUCCGCCGAGCACAUCAGCAAGAACUGCCUGUUUUCCCUCACCAAUCUCAUAAAAAAGAUCGAGUUUUCGGUCCCGAAAUUCUCGAACCGCUUCAAGAGGCUACUCAGGUACCACCCCAUCAAUGAAUUUGAGUUUUUCUUUGAAAGCAUUGGCAUAGAUUACAAUCAAGUUUGUGACUUUUUGCCUCCCAACAAGUACUUUUUCUCUGAGGAUGGGACCCUUUUGAAUGUUGCUACUGAACUUUCGAGAUUUGGGUUUCCUUGGAAUAUGUUAGGGAAGUUGUACGAGGAGGAGAUUUCCAUUUUUAGUGAGAGUUCCGAGGUGUUGAAAGCUAGGCUUAGUAGGUUGAAAGAAUGUGGGUUUAGUAAUCAUUCAGUUGUGGGAAUGUGCUUGGCUUUCCCUUAUUUGCUGGCGGUGGAGGGUGAGCCGGGCGGUGAUGCGGCAUUGUUUGAUGAUUUCAAAAGGGUUCUUGUGGAGUUUAAUAUGGAGUACUGUGUUGAAGGAAAUGUGGAUGCUUGGUAUGAUGUUUGUAAGAAAGUUCGGGUGUUUUGCGAUUUGGGUUGCGGGAAAGGGAAGAUAGGGGAACUGAUGGGGAGGAAGAAAGAUGUUUUUCUUACUUGUCCAGCAGAGGUUUUGUGCCAGAAAUCUAGGUACUUUUGUAGAUUUGGUGUUAGGAAGGAAGAUGUAGGUUUGUUCCUUCUUCAGAGUCCUGAGGUUUUAAAUUUUGAUCUGGAAACACCGAAUAUAUCAGCAUUGGGAUUGUUGGAAAUUUUUGGAUUGAACGUGAAAGAAAUAGAGGCUGUGAUCGAAAAAUACCCUCAUGUGAUGGGAAAAAAUAAAAUGGCUAAUUUACCACAUGUAAUAAGGGCUCUCGAUCUUCAUGAAUGGUUCUUCACUAAGAUUAAGAAUGAACCUCAAUUGUUAGAAAAUUAUGUAAUCAGUGAUUUUGAUGAAGACAUUGCGAAAGAAUUUGGUGAAGGAUUGGAGAGGAUUCAAUCUACGACAACUCCCAUUCAUACAAUGAGAAAAUUGGACUUCAUGCAUAGCAUUGGGUUUGGAGAGAACACUUUGACCCUAAAGGUCUUAGCCCACUUGCAUGGUAGAAGUGGUGAGUUGCAAAAGCGGUUUGAUAGCCUUUUUUCUACGGGCAUUGAUUUCUCCAGGCUUUGUCUGAUGAUAAGCACGACACCAAAGAUCCUGAAUCAGAAUCCAGAAUCUUUGGAAGCCAAAGUUAACUUUCUUUGCAAGGAAAUGAAAUCCUCUUUGGAGUACCUCAAUAUUUUUCCUGCAUUUUUGUGUUUUGACUUAGAAAACCGGGUCAAGCCCAGAUAUAGAUUUUACGUGUGGCUUAAAGAGAAGGGUUUGCAUUCUGAAAGCUACUCUAUUGCCACCAUGAUUGCUACUAGUGAAAAGCAAUUUGUAGCACGGGCUUUUGGAAUUCACCCAGCUGCUCCAAAGCAUUGGUUUGAGCGUUUCUCAUACAGAAGAUCUUUUAAAAAUUGUGCAGGGACAUCUAUACCAUAGACUACAUGUUGUACAAAUGAAUUAUGUAUGGUACGAUUCUUACCUGUGGAUUUGGAAUUCCAACACCGUAAUGACAAAAUUCGGAAUUUCUCGAGGUUUAUUUUAACCCUCUGUCAUUGACCCAUUGUGUGAGAUAUGUAGAUUUUUCAUUUUUAUCAGAUUUUCAAGUGACGAUGACUUAAAUAGUUUCUGCUUCUCAGCCACUGUGUUGGUGGUUGAGAGAAGUGAUACUGACCUCAUUAUUGAAAUGUCCUUCCGGCAUCAGCUAGCAGUUGCUGAAUGAAGCUGUUGAACAUGUUUCAUCAAUAUUAACAGGGCUACAGUUGUUGAGGUCAGCCUUCAGCGGGAGUAGUUCAAGCCAAUCCCGGAAGUAGAAAGAAGCUCUAGCAGAAGCUCGAAACUGGUCUGCUUUCCUCAUCAAAAGAGGUUCCAAACAGCUCUUUAACUCGAUCUCGAGUCUAAAAUUGACUAGGAAGUUGGAAGGUUUCUGAGGAGGCUGCAAGGAAGGUGUUGACAUACGAACACAAGCCUGCAUAUUGGACUAUGAUUCUCGAGGCAUUCACGUUGAACCUAAUACUUUUCAUUUACAAGUGAAGAGUACAACUACACUGUAGUACUAAGUGGGAUAUGACACUUUACUUCCCGCUCUUUUUUGCACUGAUUAGUCUAAUUCACACAUGAAUAGCCAUAAAAUAUUUGGUUUCCAGAAAUCCACUUCUUUGUUUGUGGAUCCUAAUACAAAAUUAGUUGGGGUUGACGUCUUCCAAGAUGCAAUAGAAUCUAAGUUAGGCACCAAUUGAUGAUAA
Molecule: messenger RNA, 2621 nt
Organism: Malus domestica (apple)
Lineage: Eukaryota; Viridiplantae; Streptophyta; Magnoliopsida; Rosales; Rosaceae
Source: RefSeq, a predicted model, not a curated record